This is a messenger RNA of Dovyalis caffra, 750 nucleotides long. The record is from the annotation of a GenBank genome assembly. Lineage: Eukaryota; Viridiplantae; Streptophyta; Magnoliopsida; Malpighiales; Salicaceae.
AUGGCAUCAGCACUCCAAAAUGCCGCCGUUUCACUCCAAUCCAAAAUCCGACCACCAGCAAGACUCCCAACAAACUUCACCUCCCCAAAACCCCUCAACCUCUCCUUCUCCACCACCCUGCCUUCCCUCAACCUCUCCACCACCACCAACCGCCGCCGUGGUGGCUCAGCCUUGGGGACCAAAAUGUCAGCAACAGCAGCAGGAAGUUACGCAUCCGCACUGGCUGACGUGGCAACAUCCAAUAAUACAUUAGACUCAACCGCGGCCGACGUCGAGAAGGUAGACAAAUUCUUUUCAGACCCAGCAGUGCGUGACUUCUUUGCUAACCCAACAAUAGACUCAGAAAAGAAACGGCAAGUCCUUGAUGAGGUUGCCAAGUCAUCUUCUCUCCUACCUCACACAGUAAACUUCAUUAACAUCCUUAUAGAUGCUAAGAGGAUUGAUUUGGUCAAAGAUAUAGUGCAAGAAUUUGAGAUUGUCUACAAUAAAUUGACGGAUACACAGCUUGCUGUGGUGAGUUCUGUUGUGCCUUUGGAGUCCCAACAUUUGGCACAGAUAGCAAAACAAGUGCAGAAACUGACUGGAGCUCAGAAUGUAAGGAUUAAGACUGUGAUUGAUCCAAGUUUGGUUGCUGGGUUUACAGUAAGGUAUGGGAAUGGAGGGUCUAAGUUGAUUGAUAUGAGUGUGAAGAAACAGUUGGAGGAGAUUGCUGCUCAGCUUGAUUUGAGCGAUAUUGAACUUGCUGCUUAA